This is a messenger RNA of Perognathus longimembris pacificus (Pacific pocket mouse), 1287 nucleotides long. RefSeq names its product beclin 2 (gene Becn2). Gene Ontology annotation, cellular component: phosphatidylinositol 3-kinase complex, class III, type II; phosphatidylinositol 3-kinase complex, class III, type I; phagophore assembly site. The transcript has a single exon. The coding region runs from base 1 to 1287 and encodes 428 amino acids. NCBI's taxonomy places the organism in Eukaryota, Metazoa, Chordata, Mammalia, Rodentia, Heteromyidae. Gene Ontology annotation, biological process: late endosome to vacuole transport; cellular response to nitrogen starvation; autophagosome assembly. The record is from RefSeq and is a predicted model, not a curated record.
AUGGAGCCCAGAGGCAAGACCACCACCACAUUUUCCAUGCGCUUCAUGUGCCAGAACUGCGGGCAGCCCCUGAGACUCCGGGAGCCCCCUGAGACUCCAGAAGCAGCCCAGAAGGGUGGCAGUUUGUCCACGGAAUCCAGCGAUGGUGGAGAGCUCCAGGCCAGCACCUCCAGAAGCUCCCCUGCUGGCGUCGAUGGGGAAGUCAGGACAAGUCCUAUGCAGUUCACGCUGCUCGGGAAUUCUGUCUCCAUAAGAACUCUCAGCAGCAUCCAGAAGACCAUUGUGGACAUGUCCGCCAUCCUCUCAGGCAGGAAAAUUGUGAAGGACCCUCUCUGUGAGGAGUGCACUGACCAUCUUUUAGAGCAACUGGACACUCAGCUCUCUCAGGCGGAGCUGGAUUGUCAGGCCUACAGACAUGUCCUGAAGACUGAGGUGAUGGCUGAGGAGGAGAGGAAGGCUCUGGACACCCGGCUGCAGGCAGAGCUGCGGGACCUGGAGCUGGUGGAGGCGAGGCUGACUGAAGACCUGGAGGACAGAGAGGAGGCCUGGGCACAAGCCGCAGCCGAUCUCAGGGAGUCCCAGGCAGAGACUGCAGAGCUGCACCAGCGCAACGCGCAGUACCGGAAGGAAUACUGCGCGCUGGAGUGGCAACGGCUCGAACUGACAGACCAGCUCAUCAGUGUGGAAAACCAGCUGAGGCAUGCCCAGGGCCAGCUGCACAAGCUGAGCACAAACAACAUCUUCGACCUCACCUUCAAGAUCUGGGUGGAGGGCCCCAUGGGCGUCAUCAAUAACUUCAGAUUGGGCUACCUCCCCCAGGUCCCCGUGAGCUGGACAGAGAUCAAUGCUGCUUUGGGACAGACAGCCUUGCUGCUCCUCGCCCUCGCCAAUACCAUUGGACUCAAGUUUCAGAGAUACCAACUCGUUGCCGGUGGAAACCACUCCUAUCUGAAGUCGUUGACAGAUGACUCUGUCUGGCUGCCGUUGUUCUCUGAUGGGAAGCAGAAUGUUUUCUUGGAAAACAAAUUUGACCGUGCAAUGAUGGCUUUCCUGGAUUGCAUGCAACAGUUCAAGGAAGAGGCCGAGAAGAGGAAGGAGGGCUUCUACCUGCCCUACAGCAUGUACCCCGAGCUAGGCACCAUAGAGGAUGCCAGCGGCAGUGGGGAGUGGUACUCCAUCCGGACUCACCUCAACACCGUGGAAGAGUGGACAAAGGCCCUCAAGUUCUUGCUUGUCAAUUUAAAGUGGAGCCUUUCUUGGGCCUCAGAAAGGUAUAGUCAAAAAUAG